GUCGGGCCGGCCGAGUCGGAGCGAGGCGGCGGCAGCGCAGGCCCGGGCCCGGAGAUGAGGCCAGGAUGUCGGUGUCAGGGCUCAAGGCCGAGCUGAAGUUCCUCGAAUCCAUCUUCGACAAGGACCACGAGCGCUUCCGCAUCGUCUCCUGGAAGCUGGACGAGCUCCACUGCCAGUUCGUGCUCCUGCCGCCGCCGCCGGGCUCCGGCCCGCAGCCGCCCCCCCCCCAGACUGUUCACUGCACACUUACUGAAUCUUACCCGUCUUCAUCACCAAUAUGGUUUGUAGAAUCAGAUGACCCAAACCUGACUUCAGUCUUAGAGCGUUUAGAAGAUAUUAAGAAGAGCAAUACUCUGCUUCUUCAGCAGCUGAAGCGAUUAAUAUGUGACCUCUGCAGAUUAUAUAAUCUUCCUCAGCAUCCAGAUGUUGAAAUGUUAGAUCAGCCAUUGCCAGCUGGACAGAAUGGAACAACAGAAGAAGUUACAUCAGAGGAGGAGGAAGAAGAAGAUAUGGGUGAAGACAUUGAAGAUCUGGAUCACUAUGAUAUGAAGGAGGAGGAACCCGUUGAUGGCAAGAAGUCUGAGGAUGAAGGCAUUGAAAAAGAAAACCUUGCAAUCUUAGAAAAAAUCAGAAAAAAUCAAAGGCAAGAUCACUUAAAUGGUGCAGUCUCUGGGUCAGUUCAGGCUUCAGAUCGACUUAUGAAAGAACUCAGGGAUAUAUAUAGAUCACAGAGUUAUAAAACAGGGAUAUAUUCAGUGGAACUGGUAAAUGACAGCUUGUAUGAGUGGCACGUUAAGCUUCUCAAGGUUGAUCCUGAUAGCCCACUGCAUAGUGACCUUCAGGUCUUAAAAGAAAAAGAAGGUGUAGAAUACAUUUUACUCAACUUUUCUUUUAAGGAUAACUUCCCUUUUGAUCCUCCCUUUGUGCGAGUGGUGUCUCCUGUGCUCACAGGAGGGUAUGUCCUAGGUGGAGGUGCAUUAUGCAUGGAACUUCUUACUAAACAGGGCUGGAGCAGUGCCUACUCAAUAGAAUCAGUCAUCAUGCAGAUCAAUGCCACUUUAGUCAAAGGAAAAGCCAGAGUACAGUUUGGAGCCAAUAAGAAUCAAUAUAAUCUAGCAAGAGCACAGCAGUCCUAUAAGUCACUAGUACAAAUACAUGAGAAAAAUGGCUGGUACACUCCUCCUAAAGAAGAUGGCUAAUGCUGAGGACUGUUGUACACCUGGACCAAUGUCAACAAAACAAGCUCUUUAUGUUUUCCAACACACAGACUCAAGCUAUGAGUGCCCCUAUAACAGCUGUACUGAGGACUUUAGCUAUUAGAUAAGUUAGUGGAUAAUCUGUCAACUGACACGUACAGUAUAAGUUACAGC
Molecule: messenger RNA, 1370 nt
Organism: Ficedula albicollis (Collared flycatcher)
Lineage: Eukaryota; Metazoa; Chordata; Aves; Passeriformes; Muscicapidae
Gene: UBE2Q2
Product: ubiquitin conjugating enzyme E2 Q2
Exons: 15
Coding region: 66-1199 (377 amino acids)
Molecular function (GO): protein binding
Source: RefSeq, a predicted model, not a curated record